Molecule: messenger RNA, 1680 nt
Organism: Zasmidium cellare ATCC 36951
Lineage: Eukaryota; Fungi; Ascomycota; Dothideomycetes; Mycosphaerellales; Mycosphaerellaceae
Exons: 7
Coding region: 1-1680 (559 amino acids)
Biological process (GO): secondary metabolic process
Molecular function (GO): CoA-ligase activity
Source: RefSeq, a predicted model, not a curated record
AUGAUUCACAGAUCACCGCUAGAGGAUCUCGACAUUCCCAAGUGCAAUGUUCUCGAUUACCUCUAUCCGAAAAAUGCGCCUGUCAGCAACGAUCCAAUCUGGUUCGAUGCGGCCAAAUUCGAUAUCAAUGUGUCGCCUCUGAAGAUGCUGUCGUGGAUCAAGAGACUGAUCAUGGGAUUGGAUAAGCUGGGACUACAAAAAGGAGACGUCUGCUUGAUACACACACCCAACCACGUGUUGGUACCGGCAGCGUAUCUGGGUAUCGUAGGUGGUGGCCGCUGCUUCAGCGCCAUUAACCCCAUCUACACCGUGGAAGAGAUCGUUCACCAGAUGAAGCUCACGAAUGCCAAAUGCCUCUUGUCACACCCCAGUCUUAUUGAGAGAGACCUCGAAGCAGCGAAAAAAGCCGGUACACUCAGCAAAGAUCAGAUCUUCCAGUUCAAUGACGACCCGGAGCCCUGCAAGGAGAAGCUUGGGGUGAAGGAUUGGAGGUACAUGAUUGCGAGUGAGAAAGAGGCAGAGAACUUCAGAUGGCGGGCGCUAGGUCGCGAGGAGUCGGAGAAAACGAUUGCUACAAUAAAUUUCAGCUCGGGCACGACGGGAAUGCCAAAGGGCGUCAUGAUAUCCCAUCAUGCACUCAUUGCGAAUGUCGCGCAAACAGCUAAGAUCCGAUGGCCAGACAAGGACUUCGACAGAGGCGACACAGUGGAAGACGAACGAUGGAUCGGUUUCCUCCCCCUCUACCACGCUUACGGCCAGAUGUACGCCAACCUCAUGUCUUGCAAGUUCCACGUCCCUAUCUACAUAAUGCGGCAAUUCGUUUAUACCGAUUACCUCAAAUGCAUACAGGAGGCUCGCAUCACAGAUCUGCAGGUGGCACCGCCUAUUCUGGUAAUGCUUGCAAAAAGGCCAGAAACGAAGAACUAUGAUCUCAGCAGCAUAAGGACAAUCCUCUCAGGGGGUGCACCACUCGGCAAAGAACUCCAAAACGAGGUAGCUCGAAGAUUCAAUUGCGAAGUUAAACAGGGCUGGGGAAUGACAGAGGUAACAUGCGGUUCAAUACUGCAGAUCGAGCCGAAGGACAACGGCACCAUUGGGAGACUGAUCCCGAACAACCAAAUGAAGCUGAUAGAUGACGACGACAAGGAAGUUGGCUUCGAUACCCCCGGUGAGAUGUUGAUCAAAGCCCCGAAUGUCAUGCUGGGAUACUGGAAGAACGAACAAGCUACCAAGGACACUUUCACUUCGGACGGCUGGCUGAAGACUGGUGAUGUAGCUGUGAUUAACAAGGAGGGAUACAUCUGGAUUGUAGAUCGCAAGAAGGAGCUCAUCAAAGUCAACGCCUUGCAGGUCGCCCCUGCGGAGCUCGAAGCCCAACUUCUAGAGAACGACGCAGUAGCCGAUGCCGCCGCUGUUGGAAUCACAGUGCACGACGAAGAAUACCCAAGGGCCUAUAUCGUUCUGACCGACGAAGCGAAGAAGGCAAAGGUAACCCCGAAGCAAAUCCAAGAUUGGUUCAAGCCUCGAGUUGCGAAGCACAAGGCUCUAGUAGGCGGCGUGAAAAUCGUAGACGAGAUUCCGAAACUACAAAGUGGCAAGAUUCAACGGAAGAUCCUCAGAGACUGGUCCAAGCGAGACGCAGCAGAGGUAGCAAAGACCUUCGAGCGCGCCAGGAUAUAG